CACAAUAUAAACAAAAUGAAAUGCAGCUGAUUUCGGAAUACAAAACAAGUGCAAAUUGUAAACUAAAAUAAAUUUGGAUUUUCUCCACGAUGGAUGCUAACAGGAGUUCUGCUUCACGGCUUGACGAUUUCCUCAGCUGCUGUCGGUUAUGUUUCAGUCGUAGCUCUACGCUAGUGGAUUUGUUCAAUACACCAGACAACGUUGAUACGUUGGCGAAGAUUAAAAACUGUCUUGAUAUAGUAAUUACUCCGGAUGAAUCGCCAGCUACAUCAAUCUGUCAGCGGUGUCUAAUGUUAACUGAGCAGUUCUACAACUACCGACAAAUUUGCCGCACAUUCGACCAAAUGUUUCACAAAAGCAUCAAAAUUAGCAGAACGUCCAAUGUCGAUGGAAUUGCUUCAACUGACUGCGAUAAUGAGCUGGCGAAUAUACAAAUUAAAUCAGAACCACUAGAUAUAUCUGAUCGAAUAGAGCAUGAACCUUUGGAUAUUGGUUUUGACAUACUAAAAGAGGAGUCUGUCAAUGAAGAUAUCGAUAUAUCAGCAAAUAAACAUUUAGAACCAUCCGGAACAAGUGACGACGGUGGGCCAGCCCGCCCAUCCCUCAAGCGAGGUAGAAGACUUAAGAAAAUUCAUAAGGAAGGAUUAUCCGUUCGUAUGAUCAUAGAAAAAAAUCGCAUGAACUGCACUAGGGUAUAUGCGAACGGCAACAUGCAAUGGGCAUGCGAUAGCUCAGAUUGCCCAUUUCUGUACAAUGGAUUGCCAGAAGGCGUACUUGUUCCACGCUCAAGUAAGCCACAUAAUCAUCGUCCUCAUAUGGAGCGCGUUGGUUUGAUUUAUGUCGUUAAUACAGGACAAAUAGAGCACUACGCAGUUGACAGCAAAUCUGAUGUAAGUGAUGUUGCUAAGAUGGUGUGGAAUGAUCACGAAUGGACCUUAUCACCGGACAACCAAAUGGGUGUAUGUACUAAACAAAAACGUCGUCGGACUGGGAAGACAUGUCCUAGAUACAUAAAAAUUCAUGGAGAUUUUGAGCAAGUCGAGGAGUGCGGCGAUGACCACAAUCAUCAGAAAAACUUUUUCCUAAUUCGAACAAGCGUUACGCCCUCAGAUUUCGAUAUCAAUCUGUGGAAAUUAUUUUGUCAAAUAGAUCCCUGUCGACUCUCGUUGGCCGGUGAAAUGGAAUUACCCAUCCGGCUCAAGUUGUUCUACCAGGGCAACCAGCUUCGACUUGCUGAAUGCAGCUGGGGUGGUACUAGCAGGUGGCGUUGUGACACUGUAAACUGCCAUGGGCUGCUCAGUAUGAGUGACUCAGAUAUGACGUUCGAAAAGAAGCAUUCGCACGAGCCGCCCAUCGAGCGACAAGGUGUGUUUAACGGGAUUUACUAUUGCGUUAUGACGACGAACAUAGGCUUAAAGAGAAUAUUCUACAAUGGCCAUAAUUUCGGUAGCAGAAGCUCGGGGAAAUGGAUCUGCGCUGUACCGGGCUGUAGUGAGCGCCUGUUCGUUGGUGAAAAUUAUGAAUGGUUUGUCAUGAAGGGUAGGCACGAUCACGGAGGAUUCGGCGCCAUUAUCAAGCCGUUGAAAAAAGAAGCGAUAUACCUGACCCCACAGAAUCCUACCCUCCCAGAUUCGAUAACAAUAGAGGACUUAAUCGAAGAAAUGCCAGCGCCAUCCAAACAGGAAGUGCCGAUAACACCUGCUCCACAACCCAGACCGCUGAAAAAACCAAAACAAAAACAGCAAAGCAAAAGAAAUGACUCAACCGGUGAAUCUCAGUGUGAAGAAAUCGAAUCCAACUCAGUGAUUCGAAUGGCAUAUGACGGACACCGGUACACACUAUGCGAGUUUUUCGGCGACGGUACAUCCUUUUGGCGCUGUUGGGGUCAGCGGUGUAAAAAGUCUCUGCACAUGACUCCGGCUGGGUCUCUGUAUGCAAAAAACGAAACAAUUGACCACAACCAUGCGCCUACGGUAUCGAAAAUUGGUCGAAUCACACUGGAUGACGGUAGCAGGGAGGGGUUCGCCGUGUUUCAAGACUGCUGGGAUAAUACAAGUCUGAUGUAUCGCAACACACUCUGGCAUCUUGUUCACGGUGAGGGAGUCUAUUUUGCCUCAUGUAAAGACUUUCAAAUAACAGCUACGGAAGAAGUUCCAUGCCCGGCGAAAAUCCGAAUAUCGCUGGAUUACACGAAAUUUGAACAAACAGGCGAAUGCAUUAAUCACAGCGAUAAAAUUAUGCUUGUUCGAAGUGCACCUGAGAUCGUUGAGGGGGAUCCCGUUGUGUGGAAGCUGUAUCAGCAAAAACAUCCUCUAUAUCUCAGUGACGGUAGUCUGUUUACAGAGGGACGCAAUUCGCAUCUUUUUAUCGGUGGUUAUCGGUAUACACUGCAAAGUUUACUCUGGAAUGGAAGCUCUGUGUGGCGUUGCUCGCUGCAGUUUUGUACAACUAAAGGUCGCAUUUCGCCACGGGGGUAUUUCCAAACGGCAGAACAUAAACAUGAAAAACUGGAACGAAUGCAAGGUGUAAUGUGGAGUGAUAAACGGCAAAAGGAGGAACGUUACAUCGUGUCUACCACAGUGAAAAAAACGUUUGCUACCAUGUACUAUAACACAUAUUGUUAUGCUCUGAAAGAUCCAGAGCGCAAUGUUUGGAGUUGCUAUCCAGCUCUUUGCAAUGCUACGCUUCGUGUCGAAGGAGAUUUCCAACGGGUUGUAGAUGAGAUGGAACACCUGCACGAUGGCACUUUGACAUUCGUUAGGACGGAUGAAAGCUCAGAAAGCCAACAAACUACACCACCCGCCAAAGGAUCCUCUCGGAAGCGCCAAAUAGUUACCAAAGCUAACUCAGAAGAGGCUUCGGAAGCUAAAGUACCCCGCAUCAAACAAGAGCCUUUAGUGUUAUCUGAGUCGCGCCCGAAGUUGGACUCUGUCCUGCAAGUUUUGGAAAAGCGUUCUGUUAAGCCAAUAGAAGGAUAUCAGAUCAAUCAGACAAUUCGGUAUCACGGCGGGUACACGUACAGCCGCUUUUACGUCCAAAGUGAUGGUAGCCUCCGGCUGGAAUGUAACAAAUUCCGUUGUCCUGGUAAAAUAGUACUAUCACCAGACUAUAGGGUUUUAUCUAAAAUUGAACAUACACAUUCGAAAAAUUUCGAUUCCUACGGAACGAUAAGCGACGUGAUGACGGGAGAAACAAUGCCAUACAUUCUAGUGAACGGAACACACAAGCGCUAUGUUACCUAUUUUGUGUGCAACGGCUAUCGCUAUCACAUCAUAUCGAAGACUCAAAACUUGGACGCUGAAUCAGAAUGGCAGUGUGGCAAGUGUGAAGUAAAAAUAACGAUCUCCAACUCGUUUCGUGAUAUCCAGUUCGGUUCCGUGCAUGAACACGAUCCAACAAAUAUAAUAGUUCCUACAAAUCAGGAAGACAGUGUUCCUAGCGGUUUCGACCAAGGAACUGUACAUCUGGAUGAGGUAGUGUGGGGUAACCAUCGGUACACCACGCCUAUUUUAAUCAGGCGACUAAAUCGAGUCAAGUGGAUGUGCUUCAGGCGGAAAGAGUGCAAAGGCUACCUUUAUCAGCAAUCAGACGGACAAUUCGAAGAUAUGGAACCGCACAACCACGAGGGACCGGUAGAAACAACCGGCGAAGCCAGAUACGACGACCUGCUUAAGGUUAAGGAUCGAUUCGCCAUUUUAAAACCGGGCGAAAGACCUAAGGUAAGAAGGCUUUUGUUCCAAAACCAUAUGUAUCGAGAAACAGGGAAAAAUUGGGUUUGCAGUCGAAAAUCUUGCAACGGUGCUUUACAACCGAACUCUGAUUUCUCAUUUCUCCGAAUUAUUGAAGGACAUUUACAUCAACCCACUAUGACAUGCAUUAAAUUCCAAGAGGAAAUACAACCCUGUUUCCCUCUGCCACUGUAAUGACUGAAUGGACUAUUUAUUGAACAUAGAAUUAAUCGUUGGAAA
Wyeomyia smithii (pitcher-plant mosquito) is the source of this 3968-nucleotide messenger RNA. RefSeq lists its product as uncharacterized. Lineage: Eukaryota; Metazoa; Arthropoda; Insecta; Diptera; Culicidae. Gene Ontology annotation, cellular component: nucleus. Bases 90 to 3923 code for a protein of 1277 amino acids. The transcript has 5 exons. Gene Ontology annotation, molecular function: zinc ion binding. The record is from RefSeq and is a predicted model, not a curated record.